CGCGGUGAGGUCAGCGUAGUGCCGCCGUUGCUGGUCCCGCUGCCCGUCGCUCGGUCUGCUUUAGUCGUUUUUUUCUUGUGGUACUCGACCCUCCAGGCGGAGUGUGGAGCCUUGUCUGUGGCCGGGGCUAUACGGUAUUUGCUCGGAUAAGGCGAUUGGUGGCAACACAGCCUGCUCCGGUUUAUCGUUUGGUAUCAGAGUUGUACUUCAUUGAUCUAUACCAGAAAUGGAUAUUAGAGCGUAAUUACUAGAGGGAAGUAAUCAGCGAUAAGCUCUGCUUCAAGAGUGACUGGUACAGAAUGCAAUGGGAUCGAUAGCAUGUCUGCAGAGAGUGGCCCUGGGACAAGACUGAGAAAUUUGCCAGUAAUGGGGGAUGGACUAGAAGCUACACAAAUGGCUACAACACAGGCACAGACCCAACCCCAACAAGGCAAUGCUGGAGCCAUUAAUCCAUGUCCACCUGAGACCUCAAAUCCUAGUAAACCCAAGCGCAUGACCAACCAACUACAGUACCUACUCAAAGUGGUGCUCAGGACACUAUGGAAACAUCAGUUUUCAUGGCCUUUCCAGCAUCCUGUGGAUGCUGUCAAGCUAAACCUCCCUGAUUAUUAUAAAAUUAUUAAAACUCCUAUGGACAUGGGAACAAUAAAGAAACGCUUGGAGAAUAACUACUAUUGGAACGCUCAAGAAUGUAUCCAGGACUUUAAUACAAUGUUUACAAAUUGUUACAUCUAUAAUAAGCAAGGGGAUGAUAUUGUUUUGAUGGCAGAAGCUCUAGAAAAACUCUUCCUACAAAAAAUCUCUGAAAUGGCCCAGGAAGAAACAGAAGUUGUUAUAGUCCAAACAAAAGGGAGAGGACGUGGUAGGAAGGAAACAGUGACAUCCAAGGCAGGAGCAUCAGUGGUACAGAAUGCAACUCAAGCAUCAUCCCCACCACAGACGCAGGCUCCACCCCAAAAUUCUCAGCCAGUGCAAACAACUCAUUCCUUUCCCUCUCUGACCCCUGACCUAAUUGUUCAGACACCAGUAAUGACAGUGGUGCCACCCCAGCCUCCUGCAGCACUGCCUCCUCCCCUCCCACCUUCAGCCUCAGCUCCUCAGCCCUCUCAGACACACACCCCGAUUAUCCCAACAUCUGCACAACCCAUGAAGACAAAAAAGGGAGUGAAGAGGAAAGCAGACACUACAACUCCUACUACAAUAGACCCAGUUCAUGAAUCAUCAUCAUUGCCAGCUGAACCCAAGUCUGUCAAGACAGGUCCACGAAGGGAAAGCCGACCUGUGAAACCUCCAAAGAAGGAUGUUCCAGAUUCUCAGCAGCAUGUAGUAGAAAAAAGUAACAGUAGCAAAACGUCAGAGCAAUUAAAGUAUUGUGGUGGCAUCAUAAAGGAGAUGUUUGCUAAGAAACAUGCUGCAUAUGCAUGGCCCUUCUACAAACCUGUAGAUGUGGAAGCUCUUGGACUCCAUGAUUAUCGUGAGAUCAUUAAGCAUCCCAUGGACCUGAGUACAAUUAAAUCCAAAGUGGAAAACCGGGAUUAUAGAGAUGCUCAGGAAUUUUCAGCUGAUGUCCGAUUGAUGUUUUCCAAUUGUUACAAAUAUAACCCUCCAGACCAUGAGGUAGUGGCCAUGGCACGGAAACUACAGGAUGUCUUUGAAAUGAGGUUUGCUAAAAUGCCAGAUGAACCUGAAGAACCUGUGAUUCCAGCUUCCUCUCCAGUAGUAGUACAGCCACAACCCAAAGUGCCCCCACCAUCGUCCAGUGACAGCAGCAGUGAUAGUUCUUCUGAUAGUGAUAGUUCAUCAGAUGAUUCUGAAGAAGAGCGAGCUCAGCGGCUAGCAGAGCUCCAGGAACAGCUUAAAGCAGUGCAUGAACAGUUGGCUGCCCUGUCACAGCCACAACAGAAUAAACCAAAGAAAAAAGAGAAAGACAAGAAAGAAAAGAAAAAAGAGAAGCACAAAAAGAAAGAAGAAGUAGAAGAAAAUAAAAAAAAUAAAGCCAAGGAUCCACCAACUAAGAAGGCUAAGAAGAAUAAUGGCAAUAGCAAUAGCUCAAGUAAUAAGAAGGAGCCUGUGACUGUGAAGAAUGCCAAGCCACCUCCAGUUUAUGAGUCAGAGGAGGAGGAGAAAUGUAAGCCAAUGUCUUAUGAAGAAAAAAGACAAUUGAGCCUGGACAUUAACAAGCUCCCUGGUGAAAAAUUAGGCCGGGUUGUCCAUAUCAUCCAAUCAAGAGAACCCUCGCUCAAAAACUCCAAUCCUGAUGAGAUUGAAAUUGACUUUGAAACAUUAAAGGCAUCCACUUUGAGGGAGCUGGAGCGAUAUGUAACAUCUUGUUUACGGAAAAAAAGGAAACCUCAAGCAGAGAAAGUGGAUGUAAUUGCUGGUUCCUCUAAAAUGAAGGGAUUCUCCUCUUCAGAGUCUGAGAGCACCAGUGAGUCCAGCUCCUCCGACAGUGAAGAUUCAGAAACAGAAAUGCCCCCCAAAAUUAAGAAAAAAGGACAUCCUAGUCGAGAACAAAAGAAGCAUCACCAUCAUCACCAUCCACAGGUGCAGCAGCAACAGCAGCAGGUGCAACCACCGCAGUUACCACCACCGCCACCUCCAUCUGCCCCUCAGCAAGCAGCCAUCUCAGUCAAGUCUUCUCCUCCAGCUUUUGUUCCGACGCAGAUCCCAGUUAUGGAGCAUCCACUCCCAGGGAACAUGUUUGACACUAUUUCACAUUUCACUCAGCCUAUUCUGCACCUUCCCCCACCUGAGAUGCCACCUCAUCUCCCCCAGCAGCCUGAGCACAGCACUCCUCCUCACUUAAAUCAACAUACAGUAGUGUCCCCUCCAGCUUUGCACAAUGCUCUGCCUCAGCAACCCUCAAGACCCAGUAAUCGAGCCGCAGCACUCCCCCCCAAACCUCCUCGGCCUCCGGCUGUGUCACCGGCUCUUAACCAGCAGGCUCUGCUUCCCCAGCCCCCCCUCCCCCAGCCUCCCCAGGUGCUUCUGGAGGACGAAGAGCCUCCUGCUCCUCACCACAACCUGCCGCUGAGCAAUAGUCAGAUGCAGCUCUACUUGCAGCAGUUGCAGAAGGCGCAGCCACAGACUUCUCUCCUCCCUUCAGUGAAAGUUCAGUCGCAGCCUCAGCCCUCCCUGCAACCUCCUCCUCACCCUCCCGGGCAACAAUUACCACAUCAGUCACAACAGAGGCCAGUACAUAUGCAGUCCAUGCAAUUUCCACCCCAUAUUCCACAGCCUCCACCACCGCCCCAGCCACAUCUGCCCCCUCAGCAGCCUCAAGCCCCACAGCAAUCGUCAAAGCCCCAGCAAGUCAUCCAGCACCACUCUCCACCAAGACAUCACAAGCCAGACCCCUACUCAGCAGGCCACUUGAGAGAAGCACCUUCCCCUCUCAUGAUGCAUUCCCCUCAGAUGCCAUCGUUCCAGGGGUUGCCGCACCAGUCUCCACCGCAAUCAAACGUUCAGCCAAAAAAGCAGGAACUGAGAGCAGCUUCCGUAGUUCAGUCGCAGCCUAUGGGCAAAGAGGAGAAGAUGCAAUCCCCAGUCAUUCGAAAUGAGACCUUUAGCCCUGCCUUGCGGCAAGACCCUACCAAACACCCCGAAAGCAUCAAGCCACCUGUACAUAUCCAACAACGAACAGAAAUUAAGACCGUGGACAGUGGACGGCCUGUUAUAAGACCUUCAGAACAAAAUGCACCACCAGGAGUCCAGGACAAAGAGAGACAGAAACAGGAACCAAAAACACCAGUAGCACCUAAAAAGGAUUUGAAAAUAAAAAAUAUGGGAUCUUGGGCAAGUUUAGUGCAGAAACAUCCCACCACACCAUCUUCAACAGUAAAAUCCAGCAGUGAUAGCUUUGAGCACUUCAAGAGGGCCGCCCGGGAAAAGGAGGAGCGUGAGAAAGCCUUGAAAGCUCAGGCUGAACAAGCAGAGAAGGAAAAGGAGAGGCAAAGGCGGGAACAGGAAAGAAUGAGGAGUCGUGAAGAAGAAGAGGCUCUGGAACAGGCACGUCGAGUUCACGAGGAAGCCCGGCGGCGUCAAGAACAGCAGCCCCAGCAUCAUCCCCAGGCUCAGCAGCAGGUGUCAGCUGCAGCCUCUGCUCCCCCGUCACAGAGCUCUCAGCCACAGGCUUCGCAGUCCAUGCUGGACCAACAGAGAGAGGAACUCAGAAAACAAGAACAGGAACGAAGGCGCAGAGAGGCAAUGGCAUCAACUAUUGACAUGAAUUUCCAGAGUGAUUUGUUGGCAAUAUUUGAAGAGAAUCUUUUCUAAUAGCACCUGGUUUUCUUCGCCUGAACUCCUUAAUUUCCCAGCAAAUUUUUGACUCUCCAUAGUGUUGUUGGCAGCUGGGAGGAGAGCAUUCCUGCAGCCUUUCUGCAUGUGUGACGGUUGUGGCCUCAGAAGGAUCAGCAGAGUCUGCCUUACGAUU
Messenger RNA from Protobothrops mucrosquamatus (brown spotted pit viper), 4432 nucleotides. RefSeq names its product bromodomain containing 4 (gene BRD4). The coding region runs from base 319 to 4275 and encodes 1318 amino acids. Gene Ontology annotation, cellular component: nucleus; chromatin. Gene Ontology annotation, biological process: positive regulation of transcription elongation by RNA polymerase II; chromatin remodeling. The transcript has 21 exons. NCBI's taxonomy places the organism in Eukaryota, Metazoa, Chordata, Lepidosauria, Squamata, Viperidae. The record is from RefSeq and is a predicted model, not a curated record.